GUACAUACUCAGCAAUUCUGGGGAGGAAUUUUUUAACCUGCACUUGCUUGUGCAGAGCUCCUCUCAGGUCCAGCUCCAGCCUACUGUUGCUUUCGAUGUUAUUAAUUGCUUCAUGAAUACCUCAAAAAAUUCAGCACAAAUUUCACCGGCAAGACUCCCUUUCUCUUCGUCGUCACGGAUAUUAUGAUAACGUAGUAUUGAAUGGUAGUAAAAAGACAAGCUCGAUCAUCAGCUUCCGCCUGUAAUGAGUGUUGAUUCAAUCUCAGCUUGUGCUUACAUUUGAAGCCAAUAUUGAAACAUAAGUGCCACGAGCGCAGUCUUAUGGCUCUUUAUCUUGCAAUGUCUGUGAUGCUGAUUGUGAUGACCCUUUCUACCGCGGUGUGGGAUUCGAUUUCAAUCUACAUUUAGGAUGUGUUCCAGCACCGCUUGUUGUGAAAACAAAACAUCAAGUCCAAUGAUUAUUUAAACCUUUUGUCAACUGGUGGGGCUAAACACACAAUUACUCCAUUCUAGAAAUAUUAUAGGCCGAUGAGCCGGCCUUUCUUUCAAAAAUAUAUAAUCCCCCAACAGCCGACUUUUCAUCACCAGUGAUGUCCGUCACUAAGUUCUAUUUACCCAAGUCUUCUCUAAAAUCUAUCUACAAUCAAUUGAAAACUGAAUUACGCAUCACAACACCACAGUUUUCACUUGCUGAUUAUCUACGGCUUCUUGAAUCUUGCAUACAAUCAAAGGCACUCAUUCAAGGCAAGAAGAUCCACCAACAACUCCUCAAAGACAACAAUACCCACAUAAAAAAUCCUCUUGUACUGGAAAAACUAGCACGUUUAUAUGUUAAUUGCAAUGAAAUUGAAGUUGCACGCCGCGUGUUUGACACAAUUCGUGAACCAAAUGUUGCUCUCUGGAACUUUAUGAUAAGAGCGUAUGCGUGGAAUGGACCCUUGGAGAGAGCCGUUGAUUUGUAUUAUAAGAUGAUUCAAUUGGGUAUUGAACCAACAAAAUUCACGUUUCCUUUUGUGCUGAAAGCUUGUGCUGGUUUAAGAGCAAUAGAUGAUGGGGAAGAAAUUCAUGUUCAUGUUAAAAGACUUGGGCUCGAUAAGGAUAUUUAUGUUUGUACUUCUCUGAUUGAUUUGUAUGCAAAAUGUGGAGCUUUGACUCGGGCUAAAGAAGUUUUCCAUGGAAUGUUUUGUAGAGAUAUUGUGGCUUGGAACGCUAUGAUUGCUGGAUUUUCUCUUCAUGGUUUAUAUGAUAGCGCGAUUCAGUUGUUUAUUGAAAUGCAAAAGGGGGGGAUUAGUCCUAAUUCUUCCACAAUUGUCGCAGUUCUUCCAACAGUUGCUGCAGCUAAUGUGUUGGACCAAGGGAAGGCUAUGCAUGGCUACGCUGUUAGGAGGGGUUUCAGCAAUGAUGUGGUACUUGGUACUGGGCUUUUGGACAUGUACGCGAAAUGUCAGUGCUUAUUUUAUGCAAAAAGGAUUUCUGAUCUGUUGGAAGUGAAGAAUGAGAUAAGUUGGAGUGCUAUAAUUGGAGCGUAUGUUACGUGUGAUCUGCCAAGAGGGGCAUUAGAAUUGUUUGAUCAAAUGGUGUCUGAGAAUGUCAUGAAUUUAACAGCUGUAACUCUUGGCACUGUACUUCGAGCAUGUGCAAAGUUGACUGAUCUGAGUGAAGGGAGACGCAUCCAUUGUUUAUCACUUAAAACUGGGUUUGCUUCAGAUAUAAGAGUAGGAAACACAUUACUUUCGAUGUAUGCAAAGUGUGGGAUCGUAGAUGAAGCAGUAAGGUUUUUUGAUGAAAUGGAUAAGAAAGAUACAGUUUCAUAUAGUGCCAUUAUCUCUGGAUGUUCGCAAAAUGGUUAUGCACAAGAGGCUUUAUGUAUAUUCCAUCAGAUGCAGUUGUCUGGAAUUGAACCUGAUUCGGCUACCAUGGUUGGUGUCCUGCCUACUUGUUCACAGUUAGCUGCUCUACAACAUGGUGCUUCUGCACAUGGUUGUUCAGUUGUCCAUGGGUUUGUAGCUGAUACCUCAGUUUGCAAUGCUCUUAUUGACAUGUACUCAAAGUGUGGAAAAAUUGAUAUUGCCAGAAAAGUUUUUGAUAGGAUUGAUAAACGGGAUAUUGUCUCGUGGAAUGCAAUGAUAGUUGGGUAUGGAAUUCAUGGGCUUGGCAUGGAAGCGCUUUUACUGUUCAAUAAAAUGCAAGCUGUGGGUUUAAAGCCAGAUGAUGUUACUUUCAUUUGUCUCUUAUCUGCUUGCAGCCAUUCAGGACUUGUAACGGAGGGGAAACAACUUUUUAAUUCCAUGAUUCAAGGUUUUAACAUUGUCCCCAGAAUAGAUCAUUACAUAUGCAUGGUUGAUCUUCUGGGCCGUGCCGGACUUCUGAAUGAGGCAUGCAAAUUCAUAGAAAACAUGCCAUUUGAACCUGAUGUUUGUGUAUGGGGUGCCCUGCUUGGUGCUUGUAGGAUCCAUAAGAAUAUUGAACUUGGGGAAGAAGUAUCAAAGAAAAUCCAGAGUUUAAAACCUGAAGGUAGUGGAAAUUUUGUUCUUUUAUCAAAUAUGUAUAGUGCUGUUGGUAGAUGGCAGGAUGCAGCAGGUGUUAGAAUCACACAGAGGGACCUAGGCAUUAAGAAAAGUCCAGGAUGUAGUUGGGUUGAGAUAAAUGGGAUUGUUCAUGCAUUUGUUGGUGGAGAUAGGUCUCAUCCACAAUCGGCACAGAUAAACAAGAAACUUACUGAACUAUUACCUGAGAUGAUAAGGUUGGGUUAUCAUGCAGAAUCUGGUCUUGUUCUCCAAGAUGUUGAAGAAGAGGAAAAGGAAGGAAUUCUACUUUACCACAGUGAGAAGCUGGCUAUUGCUUUCGGAAUUCUUAGUCUGAGCCCCACAAAGCCUAUUUUAGUUACCAAAAAUUUGCGAGUUUGCUUUGAUUGCCACUCUGCCAUCAAAUUUAUCACUGUUAUUACAAAUAGAGAGAUAAUAGUUAGAGAUGCAAGUCGAUUUCAUCAUUUCAGGAAUGGAGUUUGCAAUUGCGGAGACUUCUGGUGAAGAUGAAGUUGGAAAAUCACAGCUAUCAGUAACUCUACACUAAAGCUUAUGUACCUUCCUUUUGUCUAGCUAGCGAUAUGACCAUUGAUUGGCACCAGGCUUAAUUCAUUUAUACUAAAGGAUAAAACCCAAACUCCAUUGAGAACCCUAAAUAUUUUACUUGGAGAAAGCAGGAUCAACUUCUGCUAAGCCAGCUGCUCUCAACCAUGACAGAGGAAAUACUAAGCUCGGUCAUAAGAUGCACUACAUCUCAGUCGGUUUGGACCUGUCUAUAGAAGCUUUUUGGUUUACAAUCCAAUGUCAAAGUGUCACGCGCCUAGAGUUUCAACAUAGCGGAACGGCCCAUACAGCACCCCAACAUCACACUUGAGACAAGUUUGUGCAGGAUGGCCUAAUCCCUUUUUCAUUGUCGACUAUGAAGAACAACUUCUAAUGGCUCCAGUACUUUCCUUUCAUGGAGCUCUCCCUCCUAAAGAGUCUUAUGAAGCAUUGUUAAUGUGUCAGGAGGAAACACACCUGACUUCUCAACUGUCAUACUCCACGUGAUUGCUUUGCGAAACCUUUCAACCUUGUACGCUCUCCACACUUGCUGCUCUUGUCAUGACAUUACGGAAUAAGGUUGUGACACAAAGCUCUCCCAUGAAGAUCCAACUUCAGACAAACAAAAAGGGUAAUGCAAUUAUCAAUGAGUACUGCAGCAGAAUGAGAAGCUUCACUGAUGCAGCAAGAACAGACCUUCUAUCACUGGUGCAGCUCAUGAUUGUUGCAUCCUUGAUAUGAAGAAUGUAUCUGCGAAUCUUGCCCACUAAGUCCUUCACUAGUCGAAGGAAAUUCAGAGGCGGUUGGUAGACAUUUCAACUAAUAUUCAUUCAAUCUAGAUUCAGGUAACAUUCUGGGGGCUUCUGGCGCUCGCUGUCUAUACAUUUAAAUUUUCUGCUAAGAAUUCUUUACAGUUGGUUUCAAUCCUAUUGAUUCGCUGUUUCUGAUUUAUUUUUUGUCCAUGAAGCUAUUAGUUCUUGCAUUAGUUAAUUUUCU
This is a messenger RNA of Pistacia vera, 4064 nucleotides long. Its product is annotated as pentatricopeptide repeat-containing protein At3g16610. The record is from RefSeq and is a predicted model, not a curated record. The transcript has 2 exons. Gene Ontology annotation, biological process: RNA modification. NCBI's taxonomy places the organism in Eukaryota, Viridiplantae, Streptophyta, Magnoliopsida, Sapindales, Anacardiaceae. The coding region runs from base 591 to 3029 and encodes 812 amino acids. Gene Ontology annotation, molecular function: protein binding; RNA binding; zinc ion binding.